UCUCAUAACUAGGUAUUUGCUUUUUAGUGUUUGUGAACUCGUGUGUAAGAGAUACAAUUAAGAUGGCAAAGGAGAUCUCAACAUCUCUGUUAUACCCAACAAUGAUUUGUCGGAGAUAACGCUGAUUUUCAGACACCCCUGUCCCUCAUAAUCCAGGAACCCCUGCAUGAGGUCAACUCCAAAGUGAUAUAACAUCACUUUGUUGAAAUUGAUCAUACUCUCAGUUCAUUACCACAAGUGGUUAGAGAUAGACAUACGAGUAUUAUGGCAGCCAAUGGAAAAUUAGCUCUUCUCAGUGUGUCAGACAAGGCUGGACUAUUGCCUUUGGCCAAAUGUCUGUCAGAAAUCGGUCUGACUCUUGUAGGCAGUGGCGGCACGGCCACGGCGCUCCGCAAUGCUGGCCUCAAAGUGUUGGAUGUUUCGGACAUCACUGGAGCCCCAGAAAUGUUGGGAGGUCGUGUCAAAUCAUUACAUCCAGCUGUACAUGGUGGAAUAUUGGCCAGGUUGUCAGAAUCAGACCAGGCCGACAUGAAGCGUCAGAAGUUCGACAUGAUAAGCGUUGUCGUUUGCAACCUGUAUCCAUUUGUGCAAACCGUGUCCAAGCCCGAUGUGACAGUAGCUGAUGCUGUGGAGAACAUUGACAUCGGUGGAGUGACGUUAUUGCGCGCCGCAGCUAAGAACCAUGAUAGGGUGACCGUCAUUUGCGACCCUAGCGAUUACGACUCCGUUAUCAAUGAACUUAAACAGAAUAAGGAUCAUCAAACCUCACUGGAGACAAGAAAGACCCUCGCUCUGAAAGCGUUCACCCACACGUCAGAGUACGACCUCGCGAUAUCGGACUACUUCCGGCGACAGUACUCGGCGGGCCGCUCCCAGCUCACCUUGAGAUAUGGCAUGAAUCCGCACCAGAAGCCCGCGCAGGUGUUCACAACGCGCGAUAAGCUGCCUUUAACUACCCUCAACGGUUCCCCCGGGUUUAUCAAUCUGUGCGACGCCCUCAACGCGUGGCAGUUGGUGAAGGAGCUCAAGGAAGCCCUAGGGCUUCCCGCAGCCGCCAGCUUCAAGCAUGUGUCGCCAGCUGGAGCAGCUAUUGGCCUGCCUUUGAAUGAUGAAGAGGCGGCAGUAUGCAUGGUGAGCGACCUCCUCCCGCAGCUGUCGCCGCUGGCGAGCGCGUACGCGCGCGCGCGCGGCGCCGACCGCAUGAGCUCCUUCGGGGACUUCGUCGCGCUCUCCUGCGUCUGCGACGAGUCCACCGCGCGCAUCAUCUCUAGAGAAGUAUCGGAUGGGGUCAUCGCUCCCGGAUACUCGGCGGCCGCCCUCGAAAUACUGAAGAAGAAGAAGGGAGGCAACUAUUGUGUACUACAGAUGGACGCCAGUUUUGAGCCAGACCUGAUAGAACAGAAGACCAUCUUCGGUCUCACGUUGGAACAAAGACGGAAUGACGCCAAAAUCACUCCAGAACUAUUCAAGAAUGUUGUAACCAAAGUCAAGAAUCUUCCAGAAAGCGCUGUGAGGGAUCUGAUUGUGGCCACCAUAGCGCUUAAAUACACGCAGAGUAAUUCUGUGUGCUAUGCUAUGAAUGGACAGGUGGUCGGCAUCGGCGCCGGCCAGCAGUCCCGCAUCCACUGCACCAGACUGGCGGGCGCCAAGGCCGCGCUGUGGUGGACGCGCGCGCACCCGCGCGUGCUGGCGCUGAGCUUCCGGCCGGGCGUCACGCGCGCCGCGCAGGCCAACGCUAUCGACAACUACGUCAACGGCACUGUUGGUACCGACCUCCCAUUCGAACAAUUCAACACACUGUUCGAAGGGGCUCCUCCCGCGCUGUUGACCAAUGAGGAGCGAGAGGCUUGGAUCAGCAAGAUGGAUCACGUGGCUCUGGCUUCCGAUGCCUUCUUCCCUUUCAGGGAUAACAUCGAUAGAGCUGUACAGUGCGGUGUGAAGUACAUCGGCAGUCCCGCCGGCUCCAACAACGACGAGGAAGUGAUCCGCGCCUGCGACGAACACAACAUCGUUAUGGCCCACACCAAUCUCCGACUGUUCCACCAUUAGAUCACUUUAAAUAUAUCUGACGACGUAAUUAUAUUGUCACGUCUAUACACGUGAUCAUAGUGCGAUUUUGUAAAUACAGCCACGAUUAUAUUACUAAACAUUUUGAAGCGUAAAUAAUCGGUGUAUCAUUUUCAUUGCAAUUUACAUGAAUGAGAUGGACGAUGUUCUUUUUCACUUGAAGUAAUGGAAAAGAGUGAGAAAAUGUUUUUCUUGAUGUAUUCGUGGCUUAGGAAUCAACCUAUGGUCUGUCUAUAAAAAGUAGGAUUAUAAAUGAACUACAUUUUUGUCCAUUGCGAUACCAAAUAGAACGGUCAAAUCAAGAUUGGUUGAUUGUUGAUUCUCUUUAUAGAUGGAUUGUAGAUCGAAGCAACUCCGAAAGCUCAUCACUAGGAGAGGUCGUUUCGAUUUUCCAGAAAUCUACUAUACUAACUAAACACAACAAACACACAAACUCUAAGUAAAUUAGUACAAUUCUUAGUUUGCUGCAAAUCCAGGCAUGUUAUACUUGCUCGGAUAAAAUAUAAUUAAAAUAUGUAUUUUCCACGAAAAGCUAUGGAAUUUUUUGUCAUUAUUAUUUUUAGCAUUGAUAUAUAAAGACAGAACUAAAGUAGUGUGACGAUACGCGGGGUGGGAGUCGGCCGGAAGAGGAACGCGGCCCCGCCAUGACUCCACCUCGAAUGUAGUUCGUCGACCUCAGUGAAUAAAAUUUCCGAAAUUCGCCAUUCGAUAUAUCACACUUACAGAUGAACGUAAAAUAAGUUAUGCCAAUCAUACGAAAUUAACGUCAGAAUAUACCAAUGCUCUUAGCGCGUAAUGUUAUAUUUGCGACAAAAUUUGUGAUUUAUUGAAAAGCGUGCCUGCUUGGAAGCAUUUCUUGGAUUUACUAUAAAAAUAUUUAUUUCGGAGCACUGUUUUCGUAGGGAUUUUUAACUUCCUACGUCGUACCAGACGGCUGUUAAAAUUAUGUGACCGAUCACAACUAACAAAUAUUUGAUGAUAACUCGUGCCAUUUUCCUUCGAUAGUCAUAUUAUGUUUUCCGUAUGUAGGUGUAAUGUAUUUUGAUUAAGUAUGCGUCUGGUUUAUGUGAUUGUGAAGAUUUACUGCAUAUUGCAGGCACAGUAAAAUCGAUUUACCAACAUCAGAAAAUCAUGUAUUGUUAUAUUAUAAGCAUUUAUUACCGAUAAGUUUUGACAGUGCCUUAUGAAUACUUGUUAAACAUUCCUAAACAGUGAUUUAAAAUCAAAAUCAAAUUAUAUAUUUUAUGUGCAUAAGAUCUGAGAUAUAUUUUUUAUAUAUAUUAUAUUGUUACAUUAAACUUUA
Messenger RNA from Plodia interpunctella (Indianmeal moth), 3370 nucleotides. RefSeq lists its product as uncharacterized. The record is from RefSeq and is a predicted model, not a curated record. Lineage: Eukaryota; Metazoa; Arthropoda; Insecta; Lepidoptera; Pyralidae. The transcript has 13 exons. Gene Ontology annotation, molecular function: IMP cyclohydrolase activity; phosphoribosylaminoimidazolecarboxamide formyltransferase activity. The coding region runs from base 265 to 2049 and encodes 594 amino acids. Gene Ontology annotation, cellular component: cytosol. Gene Ontology annotation, biological process: 'de novo' IMP biosynthetic process.